GAUUCGCUUACGCUGCUGCAGCAUUCCAUGGGCUUGAACAAGAUCAGCCCUUCUCUGCCUAGUGCCGCCCUCAUGGUGCAGAGACAGGUGGAAGGCGCAGACAUGAUGGCGCCUCACACCACCGAAGGCACGUGCUUGGCGAAUGAUGUCCAAGCCAUCCUUUCUGGCUUAAAGGACGCGGACCAAACCCUCUCGUGGGGCGUUGGAUUGCCAACUCUGGCACUUUUCUUGCUUGGUAUUACAGUGCUUCUAGUCGGUCAUCGCUUGGUGACCCCGGUGGUCAUUGUGACCGCGAUUUUGGCGGCUUUCUACUUUAGCUUCGAGCUCUUGAGGGCAUCCUUCUCAACUUCCUGUGCCAUGCCAGUCUACGUUGCAAUCGUGCUGGGUGCCAUAGCUGGCUGCGCAGCAUUCUUCUUCCUAGAGAUUGCGAUCGUAGUUCCAGGCGCUGUGCUCGGUGUAGUUCUCGCCUACCAGGUCCAGGUGAUUCUGAUGAGCACAUCUCCCCAUUUGCGGCAGUCUCCAAUUCUCGUAAAGUACUACUGGGCCAUUGCAGCUGCCUCCGCGCUGGUAUUUGCGUUCAUAGCGCAUAAAAUGCGGGAGGACAUCUUCAUCCUGGUGACUUCCGUACUUGGCUCCUUCGCAGUUUCCAUUGCAUCCCGUGGCCUGUUGCUGGACUACUUCCAUGUCAGGAUGACAGAUUUGGCGGAGCUCCUCCUCAUGGUUGGCUUGUUGAUCCUUGGAAUGGUCUACCAGCACAAGACCCACAAGCAAGAGUGA
Symbiodinium pilosum is the source of this 777-nucleotide messenger RNA. NCBI's taxonomy places the organism in Eukaryota, Dinophyceae, Suessiales, Symbiodiniaceae. The record is from the annotation of a GenBank genome assembly.